Molecule: messenger RNA, 1812 nt
Organism: Cyprinus carpio (common carp)
Lineage: Eukaryota; Metazoa; Chordata; Actinopteri; Cypriniformes; Cyprinidae
Gene: rtca
Product: RNA 3'-terminal phosphate cyclase
Biological process (GO): RNA processing
Cellular component (GO): nucleus
Molecular function (GO): RNA-3'-phosphate cyclase activity
Source: RefSeq, a predicted model, not a curated record
GCCCAGAGCCCGUCCACCACAGCAGUGUGACUGACAAGACUAGUUGCCGGAGAGUCUGAUCGUACUGCCAGGAAAUUCGCUCGUUUCUUAUCUGUGCUCAAGUCAAACUCAUCUUUAUUUAUUUAAACCGACCCAACCGCGCACUGAGUUUAUUUAUAUUUCAAUUGCGAAGAGCAGGUUCCCUCGUGCUUCAGCUUUUGUUGAGAAGUUCGCGUUUAUCGCGGCAUUGUUUGGGGCCGUACGCCGGUUUAUAUUAACUUGAGUUCAGCUUGAGAGUCGCGCUCGCUCUCUUUAUUCCCACGCGCGCACUUUGAAACAUCCUAACAGUUUCUCGCUUUUUUAUUUUAAUUUUUUUUUUUUUUCGCGAAAAUGGCCGCAACUACGUUUGAAAUGGACGGGAGUGUAAUGGAAGGGGGAGGACAGAUUCUGAGGGUGUCUGCGGCGCUGAGCUGCAUCCAAGGCGCGUCAAUCAAAAUAAAUAAAAUCCGAGCCGGCAGGAGCACACCGGGUUUGAGGCCUCAGCAUCUGUCAGGUCUCGAGCUGGUGAGGGACAUGUGCAGCGGCAAUCUGGAGGGAGCCACAGUGGGAUCCACGGAAAUUACGCAUACUCCUGGGAAAAUCAAGGGGGGGAAUCACAUCGCGGACACUCAUACGGCCGGAAGCGUGGGACUGCUGAUGCAGAUCUCGCUGCCGUGUGCCCUGUUCGCUCAGGGUCCGUCAGAGCUGUGCCUGAAGGGAGGAACCAAUGCUGAGAUGGCACCUCAGAUCGACUACACGCUGAAGGUCUUCAAACCGAUCGCGGAGAGAUUCGGGGUUCAGUUUGUCUGCGAUUUGAAAAUGAGAGGUUACUAUCCUAAGGGAGGAGGGGAGGUGGUGCUCAAGGUGAACCCUGUGAAGGAACUGAGUCCCAUCAACUUGACCGAAAGAGGAAACAUCACCAAGAUCUACGGCAGGGCCUUCGUGGCUGGAGUACUGCCCUUUAAGUUGGCGAAGGACAUGUCCACAGCGGCGGUCCGCACUAUCAGAAAAGAAAUUAAGGAUCUGUACAUCAACAUUCAGUCUUUGCAAGAGAAGGACAAGGCCUCCGGCAAUGGCAACGGGAUCAUAAUAAUUGCAGAAUCAUCCACCGGCUGCUUAUUUGCAGGAUCAUCUCUUGGCAAAAAAGGUGUAUAUGCUGAUAAAGUUGGCAUCGAGGCUGCAGAAAUGUUGCUCAGAAACAUCAGGCAUAAUGGUUGCGUGGACGAGUUUUUGCAAGACCAGCUUAUUAUUUUCAUGGCCUUGGCAAACGGCACAUCCAGAAUGCGAACGGGCCCGAUCACUCUCCACACACAAACAGCAAUCCACGUGGCUGAACAGCUCACGAACGCAAAAUUUGUUAUACACAAAUCAGAGGAUGAGCACGCUAAGGAUACCUACAUUAUCGAGUGCCAAGGAGUGGGUGCCACCAAUCCUAACUUGUGAACGCAUGGAUUCGUCGUCCCCGGCCGAGAUGAGGAGGACUUGUAGCAGAGACACACUACUAAUCUAACUGACCGGGUGACGCAAAGAUAACUUUAUUAUCUUUAUGUUCUUCACGAUUAACGAUUUUUUGCGCUGACCACCGAGUCUGUCCAUAUUUGGCCCUAUUGUGUCCCCUUCGGAAACUUUCGUUGUUACUCAGGGUAUUGCCUUACACUGUAAUGAAACGGACACUUUGAACUCUUCACGCAAUAUUCGCAGAAUCCUUACCGUUUUCGGGCAAAUUCGCUGUCCGCACGCUUACACAAGCUUUAAAGUUUCAUUAAACCCUUCCGAUACCGUUAACGAUAACAA